AUCAAGCUCACCCUUUUUCAGAGCUUAACUGCGUUUCUAGGGUUUUCUUUCGCUUUCUUCUUUCCUCUUCUAGAUACCAAAGAUGAGUAGUCGCAUUCCCGAGGUGAAGUGGGCUCAGAGGGAAGACAAAGUUUUCAUCACGGUGCUAUUGGCCGAUACCAAAGAUGCCAAGGUCAAUCUUGCUCCCGAAGGAGUUUUUACAUUCUCUGCUACGGCUGGUACACAUCAGUAUGACCUGAAGCUUGAGCUUUUCGACAAAGUUAAUGUAGACGAGAGCAAAAUAAAUACCGGGGAGAGAAGUGUGUUUUGUAUUUUGGAGAAAGCUGAGCCGAAAUGGUGGAAGAAACUUCUGUCCGGAGAUGGCAAGACCCCGCAUUAUGUGAAAGUUGAUUGGGACAAAUGGGUAGAUGAAGAUGACGAAGCCGGUCCCACGGAUGUUGACAUGGGAGGAAUGGAUUUCUCGAAAUUUGGUGACAUGGGUGGCAUGGGCGGCAUGGGGAUGCCUGGAAUGGGGGGCAUGGGGAUGCCCGGAAUGGGGGGCAUGGGAAUGCCCGGCAUGGGCGGUAUGGGGAUGCCCGGUAUGGGUGGUAUGCCCGACAUGGGUGAUUUUUCAAUGGCUGAUGAUCUUGAAGAUAGCGAUGAUGAAGGUCAAGAAGCGGAAACAAAGACGGGUGCAACCAGCAAGGCAGCGGAAGGGGCUUCCGAGGAGAAGGCCGAAGCAGCUGUACCGAGCACAUAGGUUUAGUCAACAUGGAAGACCCGUUUGAAGUUGAUGAUGGUGCAAUUCGGGUUUCAAGUUCGGACCAUAUUUGCACACUUUUUACCCAAAACCAUGGUGUUCUCAAGACUUGGAUGUUGACUAAAAACAUACUACUAUCCCCUCUUUUAAUAUUGGACUUUUGAGUGUUGUAAUUUUAGUAGAGGUUGUAUGGCAUAUCAUACUCUUAUAUUUAAUUGUUUUGCUUUCAGUUGUGAGAUGUUAAAUUUGCCACCUUUUUUUUGGGUCAUUUAUUGAGGUUGCUUCAAAGA
Molecule: messenger RNA, 1029 nt
Organism: Cynara cardunculus var. scolymus (artichoke)
Lineage: Eukaryota; Viridiplantae; Streptophyta; Magnoliopsida; Asterales; Asteraceae
Exons: 6
Coding region: 83-739 (218 amino acids)
Biological process (GO): chaperone-mediated protein complex assembly; protein folding
Cellular component (GO): cytosol; nucleus
Molecular function (GO): protein-folding chaperone binding; Hsp90 protein binding
Source: RefSeq, a predicted model, not a curated record